AUGUCGUCCCCAUUUUCACCUACAAGCAACUUGCGGCGCAAGAGAACGGUGGAGGGUUCUUGUUGGCCUUGCAAACAGCGUCGCAUAAAAUGCGAUCUUACCAAACCAGCAUGCCACCGUUGCAUAGCUUCUGGGACCGAAGACUGCAGUUACGACAAACUACUACUCAGAUGGAAGAAGCGGCCAAGCAAGAGUAUGCCCGAGACGACACAGCAAAGCCUAUUAGUGCACAGAUCCCUCAACGAUAUGUCGUUGGCAACGAACGAAAGGAGAGCAGUGGAUUAUUUCAAAGGCCGAUUGUGGCCACUUUUCUCAACGGUUCACGAACCCAUACCGCCCCCGGUGGCUCUGGCUCUACGAUCUCAACCGGUACUCCAAGCGUUGUGCGUGUUCGCAGAGGAGCAUCGCGCACUACAAGAGAAAGGCCAAGCUCAACAUACUCUCGAGAAUAGACGACUACAUUGCUUGACGGUCAUACGAGGGGAGCUGGGUUUGGAACAGACCGAGACAGCCUCACUAUCUGCACUUCUGGUUGCUGUUCUACUCCUUUAUUUUCUGGAAGGAUACGUAAAUUGCGCCGACGAUGACGCAUCGACGCCUUGCCAUGCAUCAGGGGCGUCGGCUAUACUUGACGCUCUUGGUGGCUUCGAUGCGGCCUACAUGUCGUCCGAUAAGAUGACUCGAAUGCUCCUAUCUGAGUUCGCUUCAACUGAUCUCACAGAAGCUAUGAUGCAGGACCGGAGAACGCGCUUCCCUAGCGUGAUAUGGGCCCGAAUGGAACCUGGCUCAGUUUGGUGGGAAAGCCCACUGGGAAAUAGAUCGUUAGCCACAGUUUUGGGAACAAUGGCGGACAUGACGUCCUAUCGUCAAGAUGUAAAAGAAGGAACAGAACCGUGUAAUGAGAUGAUACAGGCCUUCGAAAGAGCACUUCAGCCGUCAUUUUCCAUGCUCGAGCAUUCCGCGGAGGAACAGAAACCACUGGGAUUGAAAUGCGACCUCUUUGAUGCAGUUACAGCGUCUUCGCUGUCCCUGAAUCGAUCGUUCCAGCACGCGGGUCUGAUCUAUCUUUACAGCGCUAUUCUUCACAUACCGAAUCAUCACUUCCUAGUGCAGCAACACGUUCAUGCGUGUCUGGAAUGUAUUCAAGGAAUGGACCCGAAGACCAAGGUGCAGAACUGCGCGCUUUUUCCGCUCUACGUCGCAGGGGCACACGCGAUCUCCGGACCCCAUAAGGCAACUGUCUUGGAGAAGCUUGAUGUAAUCUACAAAAACCUCAGAUUCGAAUCUGUUACCUGCGUCCGCAUGACGUUGGAGCAAAUAUGGACGACUUCAAGUCACACCAGUACCUGGAACGAUUUGUUCAAGGGCGUCUCACCAUGCGCACUGGUCAUAUGA
This is a messenger RNA of Paraphaeosphaeria sporulosa, 1395 nucleotides long. RefSeq lists its product as uncharacterized. Gene Ontology annotation, molecular function: transcription cis-regulatory region binding; zinc ion binding; DNA-binding transcription factor activity, RNA polymerase II-specific. The coding region runs from base 1 to 1395 and encodes 464 amino acids. Gene Ontology annotation, biological process: positive regulation of transcription by RNA polymerase II. NCBI's taxonomy places the organism in Eukaryota, Fungi, Ascomycota, Dothideomycetes, Pleosporales, Didymosphaeriaceae. Gene Ontology annotation, cellular component: nucleus. The record is from RefSeq and is a predicted model, not a curated record. The transcript has a single exon.